Molecule: messenger RNA, 789 nt
Organism: Metarhizium album ARSEF 1941
Lineage: Eukaryota; Fungi; Ascomycota; Sordariomycetes; Hypocreales; Clavicipitaceae
Product: short chain dehydrogenase
Exons: 2
Coding region: 1-789 (262 amino acids)
Source: RefSeq, a predicted model, not a curated record
AUGGCGCCAGAAGCGAGCGGCACGGCCAACGGCUCCGUGUCACAGAGGGUUGUCCUCAUUACCGGCGCAAACUCUGGCAUUGGCUACGACUUGUCCGCUGCCCUUGUGGAAUCGCCAGAGAACCACGUCAUCAUGGGCUGUCGCAACUACGAGCGAGGCGCGAGGGCCCUGCAGCGGUUGCAGGCCCAGCCUCACGCCGGCUCCCUCAGUCUCCUCGAGGUGGACAUCACAGACGACCAGAGCAUCGGCCUGGCCGUGGAAAAGCUCACCUUCGAGUUUGGCGUCGUCGACGUGCUCGUGAACAAUGCCGGCGCCGUCAUGCGCAACUUUCCGGAUCGACGGUCCGAGAUUCUGGACACCAUCAACACAAACUCCGUCGGCCACCUCGUCUUCACGGAAGCUCUGGAGCCGCUGCUCCAAAAGUCCAGCGACCCCAGAAUCAUCAACGUCUCCUCGGGGCUCGGUUCAAUCAACGCUCGUCUUGAUCCGAACGAUUCCACCUACCGCAUUGCUUCUGAGGCGUACAGAAUGUCCAAGGCGGCGCUCAACAUGGCCACCGCCUGCAUGUACGCCAACUACAAGGUAUGGGGGGCCAAGGUAUGGGCCUACUGUCCGGGAAAUGGCAUCACCAACUUGACGGGAGCAGGGGAGUCCAGGGGACGCUCAGAAUCUACCGGCGCGGUGAGUUUCGCGGCAAGCGCUGCCGGCAUUGUCGACAUCGUCCAGGGGACGAAGGACGGUGACGUGGGCCGGUUUUUGCAAGUCGGUGGAAGGAUACUAGACUGGUAG